Harmonia axyridis is the source of this 3588-nucleotide messenger RNA. Its product is annotated as N-alpha-acetyltransferase 15, NatA auxiliary subunit. Bases 127 to 2727 code for a protein of 866 amino acids. Gene Ontology annotation, cellular component: NatA complex; cytoplasm. Lineage: Eukaryota; Metazoa; Arthropoda; Insecta; Coleoptera; Coccinellidae. The record is from RefSeq and is a predicted model, not a curated record. Gene Ontology annotation, biological process: N-terminal peptidyl-methionine acetylation. Gene Ontology annotation, molecular function: protein binding; protein-N-terminal amino-acid acetyltransferase activity. The transcript is spliced from 12 exons.
UUGUCAAAUGACAUAAGUCACGUGACCACAAUCGACAUUGAGAAAAGUUUGUGGCCACGAGGUUUUGAUUUCGAUCAAAUUUGAUUUUCCGGCUGAAAUAAGUUUUGAUUUGGGUUGUAAUUUAAAAUGCCCUCAAGUAAUCCCUUGCCGCCAAAGGAAAAUGCCUUGUUCAAAAGAAUUUUGAAAUGUUAUGAACAUAAACUAUACAAAAAUGGAUUGAAAUUUGCCAAACAAAUACUGUCAAAUCCAAAAUUUACAGAACAUGGAGAAACUCUUGCAAUGAAAGGAUUGACCCUGAAUUGUUUAGGAAGAAAAGAAGAAGCUUAUGAAUAUGUUAGAAGAGGACUUAGAAAUGAUUUGAGGUCUCAUGUAUGCUGGCAUGUGUAUGGAUUACUACAGAGAUCGGACAAAAAAUAUGAUGAAGCUAUUAAAUGCUAUCGCAAUGCUCUAAAAUGGGAAAAAGACAAUAUUCAGAUUUUGAGAGACUUGUCUCUUCUGCAAAUCCAAAUGAGGGAUCUUGAAGGUUAUAGAGAUACAAGGUAUCAACUUUUGAUGUUACGUCCAAUUCAAAGAGCCUCAUGGAUUGGAUAUGCUAUGUCUUUUCAUUUGCUUGGAGAUUAUAGAAAUGCAAUUAGUAUUUUGGAAACUUUCUUAGAUCAACAGCCAAUUGUCAACAGUUUCGAUUAUGAGCAUAGUGAACUACUUUUGUAUCAAAAUAUGGUGAUAAGAGAAUCUGGCGAUCUCAAAGAGGCUUUAAAACAUUUAGAGAACAAUCAGAAUCACAUCGUUGAUAAAUUAACCCUCAAAGAAACUUUUGGAGAACUCUUCCUUCUUUUGUCACAAUUCAAUAAAGCCACAAAAUGUUAUGAUGACCUCAUCAGAAGAAAUCCCGAGAAUACUGGUUAUUACAAAAAAAUGAUUGAGGCCAAACAGAUCACUAGUUCUGAAGACAUUGUAAAGUUUUACAAAGACUAUAAGGAAAAAUAUCCAAGGUCCAUGCCACCAAAGAGAUUACCUCUGGUUUAUGCAUCUGGUGAACAGUUCAAAAUAUUGGUAGAUGAAUACAUGCAGAAAGCUUUGUCCAAAGGAGUACCGCCCCUCUUUGUAGAUCUCAGGUCUCUUUAUGAGGACAAGAGUAAAGCAGAUAUUAUUGAAGAGUUAUGCUUAGGUUAUAUUGAAUCCCUUAAGAAGUGUGGGAAGUAUAAUGAAAACUCAACCAAUGGUCCUAAAGAACCUGCAUCAGCCUUAUUGUGGGUUUAUUAUUACAUAGCACAACAUUAUGAUUAUUUUGAUAAAACGGAAGUAGCAUUGAAGUAUAUAGAUGCUGCAAUUGAGCAUACUCCAACUUUAAUUGAACUGUAUGUUACCAAAGGAAGAAUACAUAAGCAUGCUGGUGAUCCACAAGAAGCAUAUAAGUGGUUGGACGAAGCUCAGCAACUCGACACAGCAGAUCGUUACAUUAAUUCAAAAUGUUCCAAAUAUAUGCUAAGAGCGAACAAAGUAAAAGAGGCGGAAGAGACUUGCUCAAAGUUUACUCGUGAGGGAAUUUCUCCUAUGGAUAAUCUAAACGAGAUGCAGUGUAUGUGGUUCCAGACUGAAUGUGCUUUGGCUUAUCAAAGAUUGGGAAAAUACGGGGAAGCUUUGAAAAAAUGUUUCGAAGUUGAUAGACAUUUUUCGGAAAUUAUCGAGGACCAAUUUGAUUUUCAUACUUACUGUAUGAGAAAGAUGACUUUGCGUUCCUAUGUUGGACUUUUGAGAUUAGAGGAUGUUUUACGUGGGCAUCCGUUCUAUUUCAAAUCUGCGAAAUGUGCUAUAGAAGUGUACCUACAUCUGUUUGAUGAACCUUUGAAGGACGAAAGUGCAGAGCAGGAAUUAAAUACAGAAAACUUAGCGCCUUCCGAAUUGAAAAAAUUGAGGAGCAAGCAGAGGAAAGCUAAAAAGAAGGCAGAACAGGAGAGUGCUCAAGCCAAGGAGGCCCAGAUAAAAAGGGACCAACAUCACAAGUCCAGACAACAAGGGGAUGUUGAACCAGACGCACCUCAGUUGGACGAAUUAAUACCAGAAAAAUUGGAAAGGGCGGAUAAUCCAUUAGACCAAGCCAUAAAAUUCUUGCAACCAUUGCAGACUUUAGCAAAUAAUAGAAUAGAAACACAUUUAAUGGCUUUUGAAGUAUACUAUAGGAAAAACAAAGUGCUUCUUAUGCUGCAAUCCCUGAAACGGUGCUUCAGACUGGACUCUGAAAACCCAAGACUCCACAGUUGCCUGAUUCGCUUCCACAAGGUGUGUUCCAAGAACAAGAGUAGUUGGGACCCAGCCGUAAUCGAAGUCGUAGAGAGAGAAACCAAAGAAUUCUUCGGUGAUAAGAACGCCAAAGUUCUGAACGCCGAUUUCCUGAAGCGUCAUUCCAAGAGUUUGGAGGCCGCACUGGAGGGCGCUUCUAUGAUGUAUUUCUUAGAUGAGAAGACGCAGAACGCUGCAAUCAAUUUGGUUACAUGCAUGGACAAUAAAAAAUAUACUGAUAUCAAUUUAAAGAAUUGUACUAACGUUUUACAAUCAUUGAGAAAAGGAGCUUUUGGUAGCUGUGAAUCCCAGGUAGAGGACUACGUAAAUAAGUGUAACAAACGUUUUCCUUAUGCUGCCGCUUUCAAACCACCUGUUCAAGAGACGAAAGAAGCAACCCCAGAUAGCAAUCAUGUAUCGCAAGAUGAAAACUGCCACAGUAACUGAUGUUUGUUCAAGGAGGUUUUUAAUCACCAGGGAGCGGUUCAAAGAUAUACCAAUGACAGAAUAGUUGCAUCUUGCUAUUUAUUGCGGGUCUAAAGAUGAAAUGGAUCUGCUUUCAUUCUGUAAAAUGAGAUUUGAAAUAUGGCAGUUCUGAGAAUGUAGAUCAUAUAAAAAUCCAUCUUGUAGCUUUAUUUAAUCUUCCAACAUUUCCUUCUAUACCUUUUCUAUUGUCGCUGCUAUUGAUAAACCAUUUAAUCUCAUUUUACCCAAUUGAAACCAGGUCUACGGGAUCGCUUUCUGGUAUUGUGUAGAUAUGACAUUAUUUUUUUCUUAUUUAGUGUCGAAGGACUGAUAAUAAAUUUAUUCUCCAAGGGUUUUUACUCAUGAAAAUUAACCUUUAAUUAAGGUUUAAUGAAUAGAAAGACAAAGUGAGUUCUGAAGUUUUUGUAGAAAAUUAAAUAGUUGAAAUUUUGAUCUUCGGCGAUACUAAUUAUGGUUUUGUAUCUCGAAAAUGACUUACUUCAUGUUGAAGUAACCGAUGAAAUUUUUGCUCUUGGACAAAGUUUUUAAUUAAUUUAUUCUAUAAUACUAUUAAGCGAUUUGAAAAUUUUCUAUGAAAUAUUUCACUUUGUAAUUUAAUUAUUCCAUGAUCCUUAUUUUUUUUAAAUUGAUUGCAGAAAGAUAUAUUACAAGAAAAUUGUACAGUAUUGUUUGAAAUAAUUAGAUUUAUAUUUUAUUCUUUUCAUUUCAGGUUUGUAAGAUGUUGUUGGAUAUUUCUUCCACCUGCCUAUUUGUAAAAUAAUUUUUGUUUUAUUUUAAUCUUUUUGUUUUCAUGAAAUAAAAAAUUACAAUUGAACUACUCAA